Molecule: messenger RNA, 967 nt
Organism: Fundulus heteroclitus (mummichog)
Lineage: Eukaryota; Metazoa; Chordata; Actinopteri; Cyprinodontiformes; Fundulidae
Gene: akip1
Product: A kinase (PRKA) interacting protein 1
Biological process (GO): regulation of non-canonical NF-kappaB signal transduction
Cellular component (GO): nucleoplasm
Source: RefSeq, a predicted model, not a curated record
AGCGCCGACGAGCCUCGGCUCCCUCUGAGGGUCAGUGUGCUGAACCGGCCGUGCUUCCUGGCCGGCCGUGAGCUCUUUAAAUCUCUCUGCUGAAGAUUAGUGACGCGCUGACAGGAAAGUUGUCAUGACGACACGGUGGGAAACCGCCGCGCGUGCAGGUAACAAUCAACUGUUCAUGGCAAGUCAAGCCUGGCUGGAUUCCUCCCUGCAGCGCUCAGGCAGGCUGGGCUUGGAGGUGCUGGAGCGGGCCUCCAGGCGCAGUGUAGACUGGACACGCACCAGUACAUCUCAGACCCCCACAGAAGAUGCUCGUGUUGCUGCCAAGACAACCCAUGAGCUUCAUGAUGCCUUUGCAACAAUUGCAGAGUUCAUGACACAGACCAGCUAUCACUGCAAGAGGUUUUACGAGUCUGGCUGCUGCACUGAGCCCAGUGAGGGAGAGAAGACCCACAUGUCCAGGUUCCACACACGGCCAGGAGCUAGGCGUGCAACAUAUGGAAGAAAACACGGCCCUGUCUCGGCAUCAGGGGAAGAUUUUUACAUCGAGGUGUCACCUGGAACGUACGCCAUCACUGCCAGCUUCCCCGAUGCGCAGCGACAGACUCAGCUGGUCAGCGUUGAGCCCGGAGAGAGCGUCCAGCUCACCUUUAACCUCUGACAUCACAGCUGACCCAACCUGCCCUCCCUAAACUUCAAUAACACAGCUGACCAAUGCUGAGGCUGCGUGUGUGCUUCCUGCCUUUUUACUUUUACACAGACGUCUGCUCUAAAAGGCUGCUUACAGCUUGGCUUUCAAAAUGAUCUAUUUUUUUUUCUUAUGGAAAAGCCAGAAUAUUGGACAUUUGAUAUCAUGAGCCUGUUAUUUGGAUAUCGACAUUUUACCCCAAAUCAUGUAAUUAUUUAGGACUUUUAUAACCAGCGAUGCUGCAACUGCAUUUUACAAUAAAGUAUAUAUUUUUUCACUAUU